This is a messenger RNA of Oncorhynchus nerka (sockeye salmon), 972 nucleotides long. RefSeq lists its product as uncharacterized. Bases 1 to 972 code for a protein of 323 amino acids. NCBI's taxonomy places the organism in Eukaryota, Metazoa, Chordata, Actinopteri, Salmoniformes, Salmonidae. The record is from RefSeq and is a predicted model, not a curated record. The transcript has a single exon.
AUGGCUGCACCCAAUACCCAGACCAAAGCACCCAAUACCCAGACCCAGGCACCCAAUACCCAGACCCAAGCACCCAAUACCCAGACCCAAGCACCCAAUACCCAGACCCAGGCACCCAAUACCCAGACCCAGGCACCCAAUACCCAGACCCAGGCACACAAUACCCAGAACCAAGCACCCAAUACCCAGACCCAAGCACCCAAUACCCAGACCCAAGCACCCAAUACCCAGACCCAAGCACCCAAUACCCAGACCCAAGCACCCAAUACCCAGAACCAAGUACCCGAUACCCAGACCCAGGCACCCAACCACCCGAUACCCAGACCCAGGCACCCGAUACCCAGACCCAGGCACCCAAUACCCAGACACAAGCACCCAAUACCCAGACCCAAGCACCCAAUACCCAGACCCAAGCACCCAAUACCCAGACCCAGGCACCCAAUACCCAGACCCAGGCACCCAAUACCCAGACCCAGGCACACAAUACCCAGAACCAAGCACCCAAUACCCAGACCCAAGCACCCAAUACCCAGACCCAAGCACCCAAUACCCAGAACCAAGUACCCAAUACCCAGACCCAAUACCCAGACCCAGGCACCCAAUACCCAGACCCAAGCACCCAAUACCCAGACCCAAGCACCCAAUACCCAGACCCAGGCACCCAAUACCCAGACCCAGGCACCCAAUACCCAGACCCAGGCACACAAUACCCAGAACCAAGCACCCAAUACCCAGACCCAAGCACCCAAUACCCAGACCCAAGCACCCAAUACCCAGACCCAAGCACCCAAUACCCAGAACCAAGUACCCAAUACCCAGACCCAGGCACCCAAUACCCAGACCCAACCACCCGAUACCCAGACCCAGGCACCCAAUACCCAGACCCAGGCACCCAAUACCCAGACACAAGCACCCAAUACCCAGACCCAAGCACCCAAUACCCAGACCCAGGCACCCAAUACCCAGACCUAA